Molecule: messenger RNA, 2460 nt
Organism: Onychostoma macrolepis
Lineage: Eukaryota; Metazoa; Chordata; Actinopteri; Cypriniformes; Cyprinidae
Gene: dcn
Product: decorin
Exons: 9
Coding region: 243-1364 (373 amino acids)
Molecular function (GO): protein binding
Source: RefSeq, a predicted model, not a curated record
CCAUCCCCUCCCCCCGUGACAGAGCACACCUGCCUGAUCUUGGCUGCAGGCGUCCACACAGCGAUCAGCCCUCGGCCUGCCGCGCUGCACAUCGGCUCCAGCCCUCUCUGGAUUUGCGGAUCUUCGUCUGCAGCUCUACAAGCUCCUGUACGUGCAGAGACAAAUCAGACCUGCUGUGACACAACCCAGACCUCAAGAUCCUGAAAGACAAGAAGGGAAAGUGAAAAGCCUCCAUCAGCAACAUGAAAUCGGCCUGUCUCUCCCUGCUUUUGGUGUCCGUAUGCUGGGCUCUGCCCUUCCGUCAGUCCGGCUUCAUGGACUUCAUGAUGGAGGACGAGCCGGGCUCAGGCUCUCCCAUGCCUCCAGUUCGUAAACCACCUGUUCAGACGCCUCCUCCACUGCUACCCGAUGGACCUGAUGGACCUGAUGGACAUUUCUGCCCCUUCCGGUGCCAGUGCCAUCUGCGAGUGACCCAGUGUUCUGAUCUAGGUUUGAAGAACGUUCCAGAAAAAAUUCCACUUGAUACCACUCUCCUGGAUUUGCAGAACAACAAGAUCACAGAGAUCAGAGAAAAUGACUUCAAAGGCCUGAAGGGUCUCCAAACACUCAUCCUGGUCAACAAUAAGAUCACCAUGAUUCAUGCCAAGGCCUUUUCUUCUCUGGUCAAUUUGGAGAGACUCUACCUGUCCAAGAAUCUCCUGAAGGAUGUUCCUGCUAACAUACCGAAAAGCCUGCAGGAGCUGCGCAUUCACGAGAACCAGAUUAACAAGAUAAAGAAGUCCUCCUUUGCCGGCAUGGCCAAUGUCAUCGUCAUGGAGCUGGGCUCUAACCCUCUGAGUAGCUCUGGAGUUGAUAAUGGUGCCUUUGCUGAUCUGAAGAGGGUUUCUUACAUCCGAAUUGCUGACACCAACAUCACCUCCAUUCCCAAAGGUCUGCCCGGUUCUCUUUUUGAACUUCACUUGGAUGGAAACAAGAUCACCAAAGUGACCGCAGACAAUCUGAAGGGCCUCAAGAACCUGUCCAAGCUGGGUCUGAGCCACAAUGAGAUAAGUGUGGUGGAGAACGGCUCUCUGGCCAACAUGCCUCACCUGAGGGAACUUCACCUGGACAAUAAUAUGCUGACUUCAGUCCCGUCCGGCCUGCCAGAACACAAAUACAUUCAGGUGAUCUACCUUCACGCCAACAAGAUUGCUGCUGUGGGAACAGAGGACUUCUGCCCACCCGGCUAUAAUACAAAGAAGGCCAUGUACUCAGGCAUCAGCCUGUUCAGUAAUCCAGUGCCCUAUUGGGAGGUCCAGCCCAUCACCUUCCGCUGCGUCUUCGACCGCUCGGCCAUUCAACUGGGCAACUACAGAAAGAAAUAGAGCGUCCAAUCAGACGGCUUAGUCACUGUUUUCAUCCCGCCCCUUCCUGUCUGACCUAAUCCUCUCAAGCACAUAACUUAGUCUGAAUGUCAUAUCUCAGUUAACCCCAAAUAAACUACAAUUCCAUUUUCAACAUGCAGAUUACUGGACAGAUAUUCAAAUAAACAAAUGCAUAUCAGUAUUGUAUUGAACAUACAUAUUGUGUAAGUGCAGAGGAGAACAGAAAAUGUAUGAUUUUGAAAAAAAGAAAAGAAAAAUAAAGAAAGUAAAGCCAUGACCACUUAGAAUAUCCAGUAGCGCACAUCACUCAGAUAAUGAAAUGAUCUUUUUCGAAGGUCACUUUGGAUCUUCUGGACCUAAGCCAUGUUCUUCUAUGUUCUUCGCUGGCCUGCGGAGCGGGCAGCAAGGGGUUAACACGUGUCAGCCAGUGCCAUUAACAAGAGCUUGUAUGCUAGAAUGUAUUCAGUUAUUACUUUCCGUGUAGCGCUAGUUCAGAUUGUGCUGUUAAAAGUCUAAAAAAAUCUCUCGUAAUCAGUUGAAGUGGGAGAAAACAGGAAGUCGGGCUGUUCGAGAUUCUCUUCGUCUCAAUUCAGAUGCUUGGGUGGCAUUUGUGUUUAUUAGUUUCCUCAGAUCCCGUCUGCUCUACCCUGGUGAACAUAGCGCUUCGAGAUGUAGAAUAAACUAUGUUGUCAUUACGACGAACGCGAUUCCCGAACCUAUACGCAUGCUUUUUCUACUCUGGUGACUGCUGUGUUAUGUGCGAGCUUGUACAUGUGUUUUCUUUCUUUUAUUUUCGUGUUUGUUGAUCGUCUGUGUUUCAGUCUGGAAGGAUCGGGAGGGAGACGGCGAACAUGGACACCUCCUGCUUUCAUGAGAGUCAUGAAUGUCUCUUGUAUAGACGCUGUAUAUAAAUGCUGUAUAAAAGAAUCCUAUCAAUGCUUUGAAGCACAAGCACUUACAGUAGUUUGGACUUUAAUAUAUCGGCAAUAAAGGUAAUCCCUUUCUUCUCUCUCUCUUUCUCUCUCUCUCUCUCUCUCUCUGGCCGAUUGAGGGCUCCGACACAGGUGUCUUUGAACCAAAUAAACAGUCAAAUCUC